AUGCUUCAUUGUCUUAUCCUUAGUAUUCUAUCAACAGAACGAUUAAUAUCAAAUGAAACAAAUCAAAAUGAUGUUGAAACAACACCUAAUACAAUUUAUGAAAAAAGUCUUUUAUCAUGCUCUAAUAAUCAACCAUAUUCAAUUACAUGCAUAGAUUCUAUAUCAAUGUAUUUUGAUAAAAUACAAAAUUAUGUUGAAUUAACAUGUCAAUUUUCAACAGGUGAUAUACAUGAUUUAUUACGUUUUAUAAUAUUUAUAUUAGAAAAAAUUUAUAUAAAUAAAUUUCAAAAAAAACAUUUCUUAGUUGUGAAAUAG
Molecule: messenger RNA, 315 nt
Organism: Rotaria sp. Silwood1
Lineage: Eukaryota; Metazoa; Rotifera; Eurotatoria; Philodinida; Philodinidae
Source: the annotation of a GenBank genome assembly